Leptinotarsa decemlineata (Colorado potato beetle) is the source of this 1795-nucleotide messenger RNA. RefSeq names its product dorsal-related immunity factor Dif. Gene Ontology annotation, molecular function: DNA-binding transcription factor activity, RNA polymerase II-specific; RNA polymerase II cis-regulatory region sequence-specific DNA binding. NCBI's taxonomy places the organism in Eukaryota, Metazoa, Arthropoda, Insecta, Coleoptera, Chrysomelidae. Gene Ontology annotation, biological process: response to cytokine; inflammatory response; cellular response to stress. Gene Ontology annotation, cellular component: nucleus; cytoplasm. The record is from RefSeq and is a predicted model, not a curated record.
UCCAGUUCACAUUUUUCUUUUUAUAGACAACAACCUCGCAUACGAAUCUUGGAGCAACCAGCUCCGAAAAUUUUGAGGUUUCGGUACUUGUGUGAAAGCAGAUCGGCGGGGUCCUUUCCAGGAAAAAAUAGCACCCCCGAUAACCCAACCUAUCCCACCAUCCAGAUUGUUGGUUAUAAAGGCAGGGCCAUCGUCCAAGUUUCGUGCGUUACAAAAGAUCCUCCUUACAGGGCUCAUCCUUUCAAUCUUGUCUCAAAAGCGAACAACACCGACUACAAGAACGGUAUCUGCAAGGUAAAGGUUGACACCAACGAAAACUACGGGGUAAUACAGUUCAAAAACAUGGGGGUCCAGUGUGUCAAAAGAAGAGGAAUGUCUGCAUCGUUGGAGAUGAGGCAAGCAAUGCGAGUGGAUCCCUUCAAAACUGGAUUCGCUCACAAAAACGACUCUUCAGCUGUCGAUCUGGUCUCAGUGAGAUUGUGUUUUCAAGCGUUCCUCGAAGGCGACACUCCCGGAAGAUUCGACGUUCCUUUGAAGCCUGUUAUCAGUGAUCCCAUAUACGACAAAAAAAGAGCGUGCGAUCUCAAAAUAGUUAAACUGUCAGAUUGCGUCAGUUCUGUUGCGGGUGGAAGAAAAGAAAUUAUUUUGCUGUGCGAAAAGGUAGUGAAGGAAGAUAUCCAGGUGUGGUUCCAUGAGGAGAACAGCGACUGGGAAGCUCAGGCAGACGUUCAACCUUCACAGGUCCACAAGUCGUUCGCCAUUAGUUUCAAAACUCCGAAAUAUAGAACUGUGAAUAUCACAGAACCUGUAAAAGUCUUGAUUCAACUUCGGAGACCUUCGGAUGGCUCGACGAGCGAAUCAUUGCCCUUCCAAUUUUGGCCGGAUCAACUUCUAGAACCAGAACCAUUGAAGCGCAAAAAUAACAAAAUAGCAAAAAUGGAGGAGCUGAGGAUAUUGCAACAAAAUGCAAGUGGAGGAAUGUUUCCGAAGAGUUUUUUCGACACCAGUGGUAUGAAACCGGAACAAAUACAAAUAGGUCCACCUUCCAUACCAAAGCAAUUUUCUGGGAGUCCUGAUGAAGAAAGAAGUUCAACGUAUACUCCAAACAUCAUAUUGGACUUGGAUCCUUCCACUUCAUGUUCAAAUCGAGUUCUCACUCCAAAUAUCAUCACUUCUCAAAGUGAGAUGUGGUAUCAGCCCAUUUCUCCACCAUCAGCUCAGCCGUCCACAUCCUCCAAUCAGCAAUGGAACAUUCCUAAGACAGAGAUCCUCAUCCCUCAAAGAACCGCAGACUUCAAAAGCAGCUCUAGGAAAAAGGAAGAGAAUGCUUUCGACCGCAGAAACAUGAGGAGGUUGAACACUUUGCCAAAUAUCAACCUGAUAUUCCCGAACAUGAACAUCAUUAGUAAUCAAUUUAAUGAAUCUCAGUUCGAGUCAAACAGGAAAUAACUUGCUAUCCUAGUCCCUCUAUACUGGGUCUUGGGUGAAGUAGCUUUUUCAGCAUAUGAAAGAGCUUUGGAUUGUUGCAGUGGACGUUUUUUGUUAUUUAUUUGGACGAUUUGAACCGAGAAGUAGACGAGUUCUUAAAAUCACCGACGCCAACUACCAAAUUUUCUGUUGAAUAAAAGACUUCGCCUAGAAGUGCAAGCUCAACAUGUUGUGAACCUUAACCAGAAAUGUUACUUAUGGAUUACUGCUGUGAUUGAUUUUUGAUGGUGAUAUUUUUAAAAGUUGUUGAUAUCGAGAGCAAAUUCUCGCUGUUGUUUCAUAUUGAAUUUUUGUAGAGACUUUUUAU